GGUGGCAGCAGUAAAACCGCUGGAAGUGUGUUGUCCGUAGUAUUUGAUCCUUCUGGAAAGCUCCUGUGGGCUGGAGAUGAUCGUGGUUACAUUGUAUCAUACCUCUUUGAUCUGCACUCUGGAAGAUUAACUAAAGGAAAAAAGAUACUUGUGAAUGAAAACUGUGCCAUUACAUGUCUUUCUGCUCGUAACUGGGCAAGCAGAGAAGCAAGGGAUCCAUCUCUACUGGCAAACUGUGCGGCUGAUGCUGUUCUACUUUUCAGCAUCAUACGGCAAGAUGGUAGUUUAGAAUUGAAACGGAAAUUUCCAGUCAAACACCGUUCUCAGCUUGCAAUGAUUAGAAGUUCUUUUUGCCCUAUUAUGUCAUUUCGGCAAGGAGCAUGUAUUGUUACAGGAAGUGAAGAUACAUGUGUAUAUUUUUUUGAUUUGGAACGGGAACAAAAGCCUUGUGUCAAUAAGUUACAGGGCCAUUCAGCAACUGUUAUUGAUGUUUGCUUUAAUUACGAUGAAAGCCUUUUAGCAUCAAGUGAUGCCCGUGGAAUGGUUAUUAUAUGGAAAAGAGAGCAGCGAUGAUCCACAUUUCUAAUUUAUAUGUAUUCUUGGAAAUAUCUAAUUUUAAUUAUAAUUUAUAUCACAAUGGAUUUUAAUAAAUGUAAUAUUUAUGUAAAUAUUUUUAAUUAAAUAGGAAAAAAACAUA
Stegodyphus dumicola is the source of this 697-nucleotide messenger RNA. Its product is annotated as WD repeat-containing protein 13-like. Gene Ontology annotation, cellular component: nucleus. Lineage: Eukaryota; Metazoa; Arthropoda; Arachnida; Araneae; Eresidae. Gene Ontology annotation, molecular function: promoter-specific chromatin binding; protein binding. The record is from RefSeq and is a predicted model, not a curated record.